Trichoderma virens Gv29-8 is the source of this 1772-nucleotide messenger RNA. RefSeq lists its product as uncharacterized. The transcript has a single exon. Gene Ontology annotation, cellular component: transcription preinitiation complex; nucleus. NCBI's taxonomy places the organism in Eukaryota, Fungi, Ascomycota, Sordariomycetes, Hypocreales, Hypocreaceae. The coding region runs from base 307 to 1377 and encodes 356 amino acids. Gene Ontology annotation, molecular function: TBP-class protein binding; RNA polymerase II general transcription initiation factor activity. Gene Ontology annotation, biological process: transcription preinitiation complex assembly; transcription initiation at RNA polymerase II promoter. The record is from RefSeq and is a predicted model, not a curated record.
GAGAUAUUCUGUCGAGUUGCCGACGAAUAAAGUUUCUGCUGUCACGUCGGAGGCUACAGCCAAAGUCUCCCUCCCUCUCAAGCCAUCGGGCUCGCGACCGUCAAACUGCAUUCACCGCUUUUUGUCCAAGUCCUCAACGAUCAACUCUGGAUCAGAGGGUCCUCGUUCAAAACAAACUCCCCCGUAAGAAUAACAGUAGAGAAGAAGAGGCAGCAACUGCGGCGAAGAAGAAAGGAAGCGAAGAGAGCACGAAAAGUCUUUGACGAGAUCAGCAACAUCUACCAGCCGAAGCCCUACCAGUCCAAAAUGUUUCCACCACCGCUGCCGAGCGGAAAUGCAAAUGGAACUGCGGCUGCAAAUGCAGCUGGGUUUCAAGAAGACCUGAACAAUGUGCUCUGCUGUCCCGACUGCAAAGAAUACCCCCCGAAUCUGAUCGAGGAGUUUUCGAGCGGAGACAUGGUCUGCCAGAGCUGCGGUGUUGUCGUCGGCACUCGCAUCAUCGAUACUCGGUCUGAGUGGCGUACGUUUGCCAAUGACGACCAAGGAGGUGAUGAUCCAAGCCGUGUUGGUGGACCUCAGGAUGAAUUUGUCGAAGGCCAGCAUCUGGCCACGACUGUCGCCUUUUCCGAAUCCAAAGCCCACAAGGCACUGUCCCGCACCCAAAACAACGCCAACGCAGACAAGGCUCAGAAGGGCUUGAUGCAGGCGUACAAGGAGAUUGUUGCCCUUUGCGAGACUAUCAAUAUGGGAGCGAAUGUCUCCAAUGCUGCCAAGCACAUCUUCAAACUCGUGGACAAGCACAAGUUCAUGAAGGGCAAGCCCCAGGAAGCUGUCAUUGCCGGGUGCAUCUUCAUCGCGUGCCGACAAAACAACGUGCCCCGAACUUUCCGAGAAAUCUUCAACCUAACUAGUGUUAGUAAGAAGGAGGUUGGCAGAGUCUUUAAGCAGUUACAGAAUUUUCUGCAAAAGAUUCAAGUCACUGAGGGCGAGGGUGCCACUGGAUUGAACACCGUCACCAACUACGAAAACACGUCUGUUGGCGCCGAGGAUCUCUGUGGUCGUUAUGUGUCCCAGCUGGGCUUCAAGAACCAGCAGAAGAUAUCCAAGAUCUCUCGGGAUCUUGCAGAGCAGGCUACCGACAUCUCUGCUCUGGCCGGCCGAUCACCGCUGUCCGUCGCUGCCGCGUGCAUCUACAUGGCCUGCCACCUUAUGGGGGAGCCACGCCCCUCGGCUCCUAUUGCAAAGCAAACUGGUGUGAGCGAUGGAACAGUCAAGACGGCUUACAAGUUUCUCUUUGCGUACCGGGAUACUCUAAUCAAGAAGGAAUGGCUUGAGGAGGGCGGCAAGAUGGAGAACAUCCCGCAAGUCCAGGUGUGAGCAGAGUCUAGAGGUUGGCAAUAUUCGCGUCUGGGGGCAAACAAAAUGAUACACGCUUUUUCUUGAGGGGACACACUGCAAAUUUGUUUAUCUUGCAUUGCUUUUUACGGCCGUCGUACAAUCGACUUUUUCAUACUGUUGCUGGAGGCGACCAUAACCGCCUUGGGGCUGAGCAAGUUGAAUUGGAGUCUGCUUUUUGCGCUGUCUGACGCUUCACUUAGAGAUUUGAGAACAACAUGACUUCCUCUUUUACUGGAUGGUAGUAAGGGGGCAAUAUCGGGGUUGAAUUUCGGAAUGUGCAGGUUCUUUUUGCAUCGAUCGAUCCGGCAGUGGGUUUCUUUAGUUAUAGCAACAGGUAUCCUAGGUUGUAUAGAUCUAAUAACAUCCAUCAUGAU